Molecule: messenger RNA, 12783 nt
Organism: Scomber japonicus (chub mackerel)
Lineage: Eukaryota; Metazoa; Chordata; Actinopteri; Scombriformes; Scombridae
Product: fibrocystin-L-like
Exons: 77
Coding region: 1-12783 (4260 amino acids)
Source: RefSeq, a predicted model, not a curated record
AUGCGCUCCGCGGUGAAGCAAGCGGCUCUCCUGCUCGUAGUGUGGAGCUGCUGCAUUGUGUUUGUUUUGUCUUCAGAUGCUCAAUACGUCAGCUACAUCUCUCCUCAUAGAGGGAGCAUCAACGGAGCAACACGUCUGACCAUCACAGGAGACGGUUUUGCCCAGGAGAGACAGUUCCAGCUGAAUCCAAAAGACGACAAUUUCGGUAACCGUGUGACCCUGGUGUCAGAUACGCUGUCAAUCCCCUGCGAUGUGGAGAGAGACUCAUCACACAGCAACCAGAUCAUGUGCUACACGAGACCCUUGCCAAAAGAUCAAUAUGUGGUCCGUGUCAGUGUGGAUGGUGUUCCUAUUCCUGACAGCAAAAUAUGCGGGGGUAGUAUCAAAUCGUAUCACUGCAGCAUCUAUACCGUCUGGUAUCGUACACCGACUAUCUCCUCUCUGAGUCCACUCAGUGGUCCACCAGGCUCCGUGGUGACAGUGCGCGGACGGAUCUUCACUGAUGUGUACGGAAGCAACACUGACAAGAGCUCAAAUGGCCUCAACGUCCGAUUUCUGAGAUCCUACAUGGGAGGGAUGCCUUGUGAACUCCUUAAACCAGAUUCAGAUGAACUGUACAACCUGCAACUGGACACUGAAUCUGCUUGGUGGGGACACAUGAGCUGCAAACCAACUGGGACGUAUGUUGGUCAUCACAACUUCAGUUACAUUCUUGAUAGUGAAUUUGGAAGGAGUUUACCAGACAAGAAUCUGUACCGGGUGUCAGCUUUGGGCAAGCUCUCUAUGUUUCAGACCUAUGCAGAGGUGACAGGAGUCUCACCCUCAAUGGGUAGUGUCGUGGGAGGAACGCUCUUAACCAUCCAUGGGCGCUACUUCGACCAAACCGAUCAUCCAGCACGUGUCCUCAUCGGAGGCCUGCCUUGUGAAAUCCAGAGUGUGUCUGAUGACAGAAUUACGUGCAGGACUGCCGAGCACCAGCCCAACAUCAACAUGACACUGUACCCGGGUGGCAGAGGCUUGAAAAUGGACACAUGGAACGCGACAAAACCCCGUUACCUGACUGACAUUUGGAGCUACAAUGAGAACACAACUGGAUACUGGUCGCAGUGGGUCGACACCAUGCCUUAUGACUUUCCUUAUGAAAGGAAUACAUUCUGCACACGAACCAGAGGCUUCUUUGUCCCUCCAAACAGCGGCAACUACAGAAUUUACCUCCAAUGCGAUGACCGAUGUGAACUUUACCUCAGUAACUCCACCCUCCCAGAAGAUAAGGUUAAAGUUGCUUACCAGACGUCUUAUACAUCAAGCUUCUCCAGAGAUUCACAAAAGUCUGAAGUAAUGUCUCUUGAGAAAGGAAAAGCCUACUACAUGGAAAUUCUGCAUGAAGAAUACGGUGGUGCAGCAAAUCUCAGACUUGGCUUGUUCCGAGAGGACAGCUCUUUUACCAAAGACCAGACAGAUGAUGCUGUCAAUGAGGGUCAGAAUAUCAUACUAGAAUAUGAAGCGUUCAAUGAAGAACAGAUGGUUACCUUUGGGUCGUGGCCCAGUGGUGUCACCGGACUUGAAGAGGUGCAGAAAGUGACUGUCAGCAGCAGCUGUGCGAGCCAUCACUGUGGGAACACCUUCUUUAGCCUGAGCUACGGAGACGCAAACACUGGACCGAUCCCUGUGAGCGCCUCGGCAGCCAUCAUGGAAGCAGCCUUGAACAACCUUUGGUCCAUCAAACCCGACACAGUCAAAGUGACCAAACAGGACGACGGUCAAGGGUCUCACUUCACCGUCACAUUCAAGUCUGACAGAGGUGAUUUCAAACCUCUCCACUAUGAGGUUUUUGGCUCCAACACCAAUGUCACCAUCACAGAAGUUACCAAGGGGAAAAGCAACUUGGAGACUUUCACUCUGCUCUGGGGGGGAAUCCCUACAAAGCCCAUCGCCUUCAAUGCAACUGCGUCAGAGGUUCAGUCUGCUCUGGAGGACAUGAUGAAAGCCGAGUGUCCCGGUGAGAUUCUGAGCACUGAAGGAAACAAUGUGAAAUACUUCAAAGACUUUGAAGGAGACAACUCUCAGUUUGACAGCGCUGAGGAAGGGACCCCUAUGAAAAACUCAGGUUUCUGUGGCCAUUGGUCGCUGAAGAACGCAGAGGUUCUUUUCAAGAACAGCUACACCACAGAGUCCGGCGCCGCCUACGGAACAGUUUCAUUGGACAAGCACCCCAUGCUAUGCUUUGCAUACAAGGGAAUGUUGAAGGAUGAAAUUGGAAUGAAAUUCACAUACCGCAACAGCCAAGGCGAAACCAAGACCGAGACUGCAAAGAUCCACACUGUCUUCACUAAAGGCCACAUGUGGAAUUACAAAUGCAUUGACCUCAAGGGCUCUCUGCAGUCAGCGUACACAGGAGGCCAAUUCAAUCUUCAAGAGUUUUACCUCUACAAAGACGCCUCCGGGGCAGACUUCUAUGUGGAUGCCGUUUACAUUGGAAAGACACGCACCACAGCUGAUGAAAAUGCUGUUUCUCUCAAGAGGAGGCCUCCACCUUUUGAAAGCUCUGGCCUGUCCUUUGAGUUGAUUGAAGUUAGCAAAGACACAUCAAAUGCAAAGAUCAGCUAUGGGAUCAAAGCCACACCAGUGGAGUGUGGCUUCGGGUUCCCGCUUCUGGAGAUUUGCUUCCUGCAGAAAAUGUCCAACAGUAGCGAGGACAUGGCUGAGUUCAAGGAAGGAGCAGCCACCGCCACCAUCACCCGCGCCCACAGAGCCACCCCUCCUCUGAACGGCACCUUUGAUGUGGAGAUUUUCGGAGGCCGUGCCGAAGGUCUGUCGGUGGACAUCAGUCAGGAGGACAUGAAGUACGCUCUGGAGGGAAUCGCUGGGAUGGGCCAGGUCAGCGUUACAUAUGACGGAGAGUGCAGACGCCCAAGGUGGAGGGUGGAUUGGCUUACAAAACCUGGAGACCAGCCUCUGCUCCAGGUCAAUGGUUCUUCAAUUGUCGGCAACAACGUAGAAGCUUUCGCUCGUGAAAGGAGAAAGGGAGGACUGCUGAUUCGAAGCCUGACAGGAGAUUUCUUUCGUGUCUGGGAAACCAAACCACAGGUGGAGGUUUACAUCAAUGAGAUUCCCUCAAAGUGUUCUGGUGACUGUGGAUUUGAAUGGUCCGAGGAGAAGACUCCAGUUGUGACUGGAAUCAGCCCAUCUCAAGGCUCUAAUGGACUGGGGACUCUUUUGACUGUUACUGGCACCGGCUUCAGCAAUGAAAAUGCCUCCAUCAUGGUGGGAAAGGCGAAGUGCCAUGUUGAACAGAUGACUGCUACCACCCAGGUGUGCAGACUGGGCAGUGCCAGCGCUGGUACCUACCCGGUGUCAGUCAGCUUCCCAUCUCUGGGAAAUACCCACUAUGCAGGCGGCAGCAUCCCCCACUUCACCUACCAGCUCAUUGUUUCCUCCUUCUCUCCACUGUCUGGAAGCGUGGCGGGAGGCACACUGUUGACAGUGACAGGCUUCGGCUUCAGUAAGAACACCACAGUUACUAUCGGCAGCGAGGAGUGCAAAGUGAUUCGUGCAAGUGACAGUGAGCUGAAAUGCAGAACGCCCGCAGCAACUGCAGGGUCACAAACAGUCACAGUAAUGGUGGGAAACAUGACUGAGACAGCAGACAGCUCCUUCACCUACGAUAAUGACCUCACACCCCAGAUCUCAGGCCUGAGUCCCCAGACGACAACUGUUAUUGGACAUCAAGUUCUCACCAUCCUGGGUUCAAACCUUGGUGCUCAAGACAAUGACAGCUCCGUGCUCGUAGGCUGGAAAGAAUGUGUCAUUGUGCAGUGGACGGCGACGAACAUCACCUGUCUUCUCCCUGUGCUGCCACCCGGUCUGUACAAGGUAGAUGUACAGGUUGGAAACAAUGGCUACCCCCAAACAAGCGGUGUGAAUGCCAGCAUUGAAUACAUCCUGGAAAUCCACAGCAUCUCCCCCACAUUUGGCUCUCUAUUGGGAGGAACCAGGCUGACUGUUUCUGGAUCUGGUUUCAGCUUCAACACCUCUCACAACAAAGUCUCUGUUGGAGGAGCUGAGUGUGAAGUGAAAUCUGCCUCGGACAGUGAACUGCAGUGUGUUGUAAAGUCGGAAGAGAAGACCCACGUCGUCACCAACCAGGGAUCCCAUCACACUUAUGGCGAGGGGUAUGCGUGGAGUCCUGCCUCACUGACCGUGUUUGUUGGAGACACAGUAAUGUGGCGUUGGGAGGCUCCGGCCUUCCAGAACGUCGGGUACCGGGUCUUCAGUGUUUCCAGCCCGAGUGGUACCACCUAUGAAGGAGGAGACUUCAACAGCGGAAACACCAAGACCGCUAAAGGGUUUUUUGGCCACCGGUUCACAGUGCCUGGUGUAUACUACUACAGCAGUGGCUACAUAGAUGAUGCCAACGUCAAGGUGCUGCAAGGUGUUGUGAAAGUGGAGCCUCGGGAGGACAAGAGCAACAAGGUCUCUGUCAGCGUGGGAGGCAUGAUGGCCAAACACGUGACUGGAGGUUCACGUCAUGCCAGGUCGACCCCUCAGUGUGUCGCAGCGUCACAGUGCAAACAGACCAAUGAGACAUCAGACGGCUUUUCCUUCAGUGCCUCCGCCUGCUCCACCCCCACAGUCAACUCCAUCUCUCCCAACCAAGGUUCAUACCAGCAGCUCAUCCACAUCCAGGGAAAUGGCUUCAGUGACACUGCCUGCGCCAAUGAGGUGACGGUGGGAGACGAGCCCUGCCAGGUGAUCAACAGCUCUUACUCUGAGAUUUACUGCCAGCUGAGCCAGAACAGCGGACUUCCCAUCGGCAUCCCCCUCUCUGUAGCUGUCAAAGUUAACAACUUGGGCAGCGCCAUCAUCGCUGUACCAAAAGAGCUCGGCCGUCGUUUUGUGGUUCUGCCUGUUGUCAACUCAGUCUCGCCUCAUAUCGGCAGCACCACUGGCCACACCAGGCUCCAUGUCCACGGAUCCGGCUUCUCCAACGGGGAAGUGACUGUAGCCAGCGAGUCAUGCGCUGAUGUGUCAGUCAAUUACACUCUCAUUAUCUGUGACACGUCUCCCUCUCGGGCACACACUGGUGAUGUCGUCGUCCAGGUGGGAAGGAUCCAGAGCUCCUGUCACUCAAACUGCUCCUUCGUGUACUCUUCUUCCAUCACUCCCACAGUCAGCAGCAUUUCCCCCGACAGCAUCAGCGAUCCAACCACUGUCACCAUCUCUGGCUCAGGGUUUGGUAGCAACAUGGAUGACGUGGUAGUUUUCGCCAGCACAAUUGAGUUGCAAGUCACCGCAGUGACUGAUGGAAGCAUCAUGCUGAAUGUCAGCGCUCUCCCUGCAGGCAACCACACAGUCAAAGUAAUUGUGAGAAGUAAAGGUCUGGCAUCAGGUCAUAUCACCCUGAGCAGUCAUGCCCAAGCCGUCAUGAACCCCGACGUGGGCAGCCUGGAAGGUGGAACCCCUCUUGUCUUCACAGGAAACGGCUUCGCUCCAGGGAACACCAGCGUGACGGUUGGUGGCCAAAUCUGCCAAAUCCAGGAGGUGACACCGAGUCUUCUCCGCUGCCUGACGCCUCCUCACAGCGAGGGGCUGGUGACGGUCAACAUCGAAGUCCUCUCUGUGGAGUAUCCUCCUCUCAACUUCACCUACUCUGCAGCCCAGACUCCUGUCGUCAGCUCCAUCAGCCCCACCACUGGGCCGAGCGAUUCAGUCAUCACACUGACAGGUUCAGGAUUUGGCACCGACCCAGACCACGUCUGCGUCUCCAUAAACCACGUUCCCUGCAGUGUGUCCUCAGUCAGCAACACCCAGGUUCAGUGCACCGUGGGAAACAACCCUGGGGGGUCGUACCCAGUCAUGCUUCGUCACCACGUCAAAGGUUACGCCCAGUCAGAGGUCAUGUUCACCUAUGAGCUGACUCUCAGCAGUGUGCAGCCCAACGAGGGCGGUUUCGGCGGCGGCGCCCUGCUGUCCGUCCAGGGGUCUGGCUUCGACCUGCACAACUCUACUGUGCUGAUCUGUGGGGAGGAGUGUGAAGUUGACAGAGAAAUGUCGACAUCAAGCCGUCUCUACUGCCAGUCCCCAUUCAACAACGGCACGGAGUCACAGGUGAGCUGCCUGGUUGCUGUCAUUAACCAGCUGGAUGCCGUCAACAUAUCAAAUGGCUUCACCUACAAAUCUCAGCUCACUCCGGUGAUCACCGAGGUUUCUCCACGCAGAGGAGGAACUGCUGGAGGCACCAGGCUAACAAUCACCGGCUCUGGUUUCAGCACUGACAUGAACAAAGUCAACGUGACAAUCGCAGGUUCUGUGUGUGAUGUCAAGUCCACCAACAACACACACAUCAUCUGUGUGACCAACGCUCAGCGGCAGUCUCAGGAGACCAAAGUCCGAGUCAGCAUCGGAGACCGUGGCAUUGCCAAAAUGGACAACGCUGAUUUCUUCUACAUUGAUGUGUGGUCGUCCAGAUUCACGUGGGGAGGGCUGUCUCCACCCGAGAGGGGCUCGUUUGCCGUCAUCACUAAAGGCCAGACCAUCCUGCUGGACACCAGCACGCCUGUGCUGAAAAUGCUCCUUAUUCAAGGAGGGACGUUGGUGUUUGAUGAAGCGGACAUCGAGCUGCAGGCAGAAAACAUCCUGAUCACAGACGGCGGACGGCUGCAGAUCGGCCAGGAAGGGGCGCCGUUCCAACACAAAGCCAUCAUCACACUUCAUGGCAACCUGCGCUCACCAGAACUUCCUGUUUAUGGAACAAAAACACUGGCUGUCAGAGAGGGCGUGCUGGACCUGCAUGGUAUUCCGGUUCCUGUCCCCUGGACCCAUUUGUCCCAGACAGCGACCAGCGGCUCCGUCACACUGACGCUGCUGGAGGCAGUGACAUGGAAAGCCGGAGAUGAGAUUGUCAUCGCCUCCACCGGCCACAGGCACAGUCAGAGAGAGAACGAGGUGAGGAAGAUCGCCAGCGUGUCAGCUAAUGGCAAGACACUCACCCUGACCGAACCACUCAAGUACACUCACCUCGGGGUAAGCGUCACGCUGCCUGACGGGACAGUGUUUGAGGGCCGAGCAGAGGUGGGUCUCCUCACCAGGAACAUCUUGGUUCGAGGAGCCCAACAUGAAGAAUGGAACGACAAGAUCGAAGCCUGUCCGGAUGGUUUCAACACAGGUGAAUUCACCACCCAAACUUGUUUCCAAGGAAGGUUUGGAGAGGAAGUCGGCAGCGAUCAGUUUGGAGGCUGCAUCAUGUUUCACGCACCCCGGCCAAAUGAGAAUCUUGCAAUCGGCAGACUGGAAUAUGUGGAGCUCUUCCAUGCCGGACAGGCCUUCAGGCUGGGACGUUAUCCCAUCCACUGGCAUCUGAUGGGAGACAUCAACUACAAGUCGUACGUCAGAGGUUGUGCGAUCCAUCAAACCUUCAACAGGGCCGUGACCAUCCACAACACCCACCGACUGCUGGUGGAGCACAACGUCAUCUAUAACAUCAUGGGUGGGGCCUUCUUUAUUGAGGACGGCAUCGAGACGCAGAACAUCCUGCAGUACAACCUGGCUGUGUUCGUCAAACAAAGCACCAGCCUGCUAAACGAUGACGUCACUCCCGCCGCUUACUGGGUCACCAAUCCCAACAACAUCAUCCGCCACAAUACCGCCGCAGGGGGUACCCACUUCGGCUUCUGGUACCGUAUGCAUGAACACCCUGAUGGCCCAUCCUUCGACCGAAACAUCUGCCAGAAGAAGGUUCCCCUCGGUGAGUUUCACAACAACACUGCACACUCCCAGGGCUGGUUCGGCCUCUGGAUCUUCCAAGACUUCUUCCCCAUGAAGAGCGGAGGCUGCAGAUCCAAAACCCCAGAGCCUGCUGUCUUCCGCUCCCUCACUGCCUGGAACUGUGAGAAAGGUGCAGAGUGGGUCAACGUGGGCGCAGUGCAGUUCGAUGGCUUCAUCAUGGUGAACAACGAGAAAGCCGGCAUUGAAGCCAAGCGCAUCUUUCAGUGGGCCGUGAGCAGCUUCGGAGAGAGUGGAGGGGCGCUGGUGUCCAACAGCACCAUUGUGGCCCAUGUGGAUGAGCUCGGACUGGGAAACAACCACUGCACGCACCGAGGUGUCAUCACGCCAUACGAUGAUGGCAUGAGUGUCCUUAACACCAAAUUCAUCAACUUCAACCGCGGCUCCUGCGCAGCCAUCGGAGUGACCACUGUCGAUGGGUUGUGUAUCGAUCGGUGUGGAGGCUGGGCUGUCAGGUUUAGUGGAGUCCAGUACUUCAAUUCAAACAACAAGGGGGGCUUCAAGUGGGAGCACGAGGUGCAGCUGGUGGACACUGAUGGCUCCCUCACAGGAAACAUCAACCACAAAGUUGUGCCUAUGAGCUCCUUGCUCGACCCUGCGCACUGCUCCCAGAGUGCCGAGUGGAGCGUUGGCAACUUCCCCGGCGCUGUGUGCGACCACACUGUCAACUUCCACCGUUUUGCAUUCAACAACCCCACACCCAGCUCUCUGAAGGGCAAAGAUGCCAUCAUAACCAAUGAACAUGGCACCAGUGUGGUUCCCUAUUUGAAGAAAAGACUGACUCAUAAGCUUGGUUGGAUGGCUCUGCUGGUUUCUGGAAAAACGUACAACUGGUACUUCAAUGAUAUGGAUCAUCUCACAAACAUCACUUACGAUGCAAAGUUCUACGGCUUCAAGUUAGAUCAAUACGUGAUCAUGAACCACAACCUCACACAGAGUCCUGACAGGUUCCGUAUAGUCGACGAGAGGAACGGCUCAUCAACGGCGCUAAGCUUCAACAAUAACGACAACGGAGACUGGUACUUCGACAAAAGCUCCAAAAACCUCUACUUCAUCGUGUCUGGGAAGACAGUCAGUAAGCGUCGGCGUCGUAACAGUGUUGACCGCUCCAUGAAAGACGUUGGCGUGAGCUUAAGGGUCUACCGCUGCUUCUACACCGACUGCAUCGCACCAACGCCACCGCCUCCCGCCACACUCGCCCCCCUACCCAGCGGCCGGCCAGACAACUUCAUGUAUGUCUCCAGUCGCUGGUCUAAUGCCUCUUUCUGGGAAAGUUCAGCUGAAAACAACUUCACUGUACCAUCAGCAGGCGCUGAUGUGGUCAUCCCAUCAGGAAAGUGGGUAGUUUUGGACACCAACACUCCUCCUAUCAACAAGCUGACGGUCAUCGGAGUCCUUGAGAUCUCCGACUCCAUGAACACAUCUUCCAGCAGACCAGCUCGCUCCGAACCGGUGUACGGCACUGUCAUGAUCGAUGCUGUCUACAUCUCCAUCCAGGGCGGCAGGAUGUUUGCAGGAUCAGCUGACGAGCCAUUCAGAGGUCAGCUGCACAUCACACUGAGAGGGAACCACCGCACCCCAGACUGGCCUCUGCCUAACGGACCCAACCAGGGAUCCAAAGUGCUGGGUGUGUUUGGUACUCUGGAGCUCUACGGACUGCCUCACAAUGUUUACCACACCAAACUAGCUGCUACAUCCAAUGCUGGCUCCAACAGCCUCAAACUGGCACAGUCUGUCGACUGGCAGGUUGGAGACGAGGUCGUCAUCUCCACCACGAGCUACAAUGCAUCGGAAACAGAAAAACACAAGAUCACUGCUGUGUCAUCAGACGGCCGUGUACUAACCCUGGACCAGCCUCUGGCCUACAUGCACAUCAGUGAGACUCACUCUGUCUCAGACACGUCAUACACUCUGGCUGCUGAUGUCGGCCUCCUGACCAGAAACAUCAGGAUCAUCGGUCAGGAGUAUGAGGAUAUGAUGAAAGACUCAUUCGGAGCCAGACUGUUGGUCGGCACCUACUCCUGGGCUGGAAUCGACUAUAAAGGCAAGGCUCAGAUCAGGAAUGUGGAGUUCUUCCACUCUGGUCAGGAGGGCUGGAGCGACUACAGCGACCCUCGCUACUCUGUGGCCUUCCUCAACCUUGGAGCGGUAACAGAAGACUCGUACCUUCAGGGCUGUGCUUUCCAUGACGGCUUUGCUCCGGCAAUCGGAGUCUUUGGAACAGAAGGGCUGAACGUUGACGACAACAUCGUCCACCAAACUGUCGGAGAAGGUAUCAGAAUUUGGGGCAACAAGAUAACAGUGAGGAGAAACCUGGUGAUGAUGACAUUGUGGCCUGGAUCAUACCAGGGCAGAGAGGAGUCCUUCAACUUUGCCUGGAACGCUGCCAUCGAGGUCAACGAGGGGACGAACGUUGUCCUGCAGCAUAACAUCGUGGCAGGUUACGAGAGAGUGGCGUACCGCAUCGAUGGUGAACCAUGCCCAGGUAAUCUGAACGAGAAUGAGAAGUGGAUUCAUAACGAGGCUCACGGCGGUUUGUACGGAGUGUAUAUGAACAAAGACGGUUUGGCUGGCUGCAGUUUAAUUCAGGGCUUCUUCAUCUGGAGGAGCCUUGACUUCGGCAUCUACUUCCAGGUCAUCAUUAACGUGGUCAUUUCUAAUGUGACCCUGGUGGACAACGGGAUGGGGGUUAUGUCUAUUAUGUACGCUCCUCCUGCUGUCUCCCACGUGUACGCUGAUAAGAAAGUACACAUUCAGAAUGCACUGAUCGUUGGCAGCAGCCCGAACUUCAACUGUGCAGACACUUUGUCCGACAGCCACUUCAAUAUGGCCAUCACCAACGGACAUCGAGCCCCCAGACCUCUCAAUGGUGGCAGAUCUGGAAUCUGCUGGCCAUCGUUUUUAUCUUCACACAAUACUGCUCCAGAGAAGCCCCAUCCUGGGACCAUGAGCUACAACGCCAUCAAAGGAAUGAUGACAGUCGUUGACACAACGUUUGUUGGAUUCAAAAACGUCUGCUCCACCGAGACGAACGUGAUGUUCAUGACCAACCCGAUGAACGACGAUUUGCAGCACCCUGUGGAGGUUUCAGGCCUGAAGAUGAUUGACAGCACAGAGUUGGCCAAAGUCUUCAUCCACAGGGCUGAUCUGGGGUUGAUAGACCCGUCUAACUGUGUGGACAUGGAGUGUGAUGCAAAGAAGAAGAGCUUGCUGAAGGACUUGGACGGGUCGUUCCUGGGCACAGUGGGAAGCGUGGUGCCUCAUUCUGAGUUUGCGUGGGGAGGGGAUCCCAGGAGGGGACUGGGCGACUACCGAAUCCCCAAAGUCAUGCUCACUUACCCCAACGGCAGCCGCAUCUCUGUGGACCAGAUCGCUCCACACAAAGGUGUGAUCAGGAAAGACUGCACUUACAUAAAAUCCUGGCAGAGCUACAAGUGUUUCGGGCUGAAUUACAGGAUGCUGGUGAUCGAGAGUCUUGACUCAGACACAGAGACCAGGCGUCUGUCCCCAGUCGCUGUGCUCGGAGAUGGCUAUGUGGAUCUGAUCAAUGGCCCUCAGGAUCACGGUUGGUGUUCUGGCUACACCUGUCAGAAGAGAGUGUCUCUCUUCCACAGCAUCGUGGCCACCGGCCGCAGCUUCGACAUCUACUUCAGCAGCGUGAGCCCUCAGAAACUUCGCUUCAUGAUGAUUAACGCGGAUCAAUCUGAGAGCAUCAUGGUGUCAGUCUUCUACUCCAAGCCUCAGCGGUUGGAUGUGUACGUUAACAACAGUCUGAUCGCUCCCACUAAUGCGAAGUGGAACGAUGACAAUACUGACUACACCCUGAAGGAGCCGACCUCUCCAGGUCAGUACGUCCCCCAGCUGAGCGCCACUAUGGGUACCAACUACUUUGACCAGGACUACAAGAUGAUCAAGGUCGUGCUGAGAGGCUCCACACCGGCAGAGAUCCGAACCGCCCCAGUCCUCUUCAUCUCCUUCGAGCUGCCCGCCAUGACUGAGGAUGAGUUCUUUGGAGAUAACCUGAUCAAGAACCUUGCUACGUUCCUCAAAGUUCCCUCAAAUAUGAUCCGCAUCACCAAAAUCGUCCGGGAGGAUGGAGGAGCACGACGCAGGAAGAGAUCCGCAGGCAUGAAGGUGGAACUGGAGAUCAAGAAACCUCCAGUCCAGCAGACCUCUAACAGCACCAAUGAUGAGGAGGACUUCACUUUGUUGAAGAAUGUUGCGGAUAAUCUGGGUCAGGCUGCCGUUUCUGGUAACCUGAGUCAGUCCAUCGGCUUCAACGUUUCCUCAAUGGGCGUCGUCCCUCCUCCUCCUCCGUCCUCUGACCCCAACUGGAAGAAUGUGGCAACAGAGGAAGUGACGAGGGAAGACGAAAAAGUGAGCUACGUGACCAGUGUGAAUAACCUGCUGCUGAUUGAGGAGCCCAUAGCCGGGGAGUACGUGGGUCCUCUGCAGCAGCAGCCAAGUCUGAUGGCCGUGGAUGAACAGGGUAACUGUGUCUCUGUGGGAGUAACGUCUCUCACCGCCACGGCCAGCCUGAAGGACGCCAGCGGCAACAGCGUGGACGGACUGGAAGGAAACACCACUAUCCUGUUCAGCAACUGCUGGGCCAACUUUACCAGCCUGGCCAUCGUCAACAGCGGUGAAAAUCUGACCAUGGACUUCACUCUGAACGAAUGGGGCGCUAAGUCAAGAUCCUUCUCCGUCAAGAAUACCCCGACCACCCAGACCCCCUUGACCAGCAGCGAUGUCACUGUGCCAGCAUCCAACACCCCGACCACAAGCAGUCAAUUCACUGCGCCAACCUCCACCACUCUGGUCCCCACCUCAACCCAUCAGUUCAACACAACCAAGCAGUUCACCACCUCAACCACAAUCGACGUGCCGACCACUGACAACAGCAUCUUCAGCUCCAGCACGGCCGUGACUGCUGGUAGUCUGUGUGUGGUCAGCGUCAUCUACGCAGUGGCCUGCUGUUCAGGCGACGUUCCGCUGUGCUAG